UAUGCGCGGUACCUCGCGGCGCACGCACACUCACCUGCAUCUCUCAGCUCGCCCUCCACUCGACCCGGUUUUAGUUUUAUUUUAUAUUUCCCACAAUCGGUUGUUGUUGUUUUGCUGUUGGUUUUGUACCUUUUUCGGAUGUACACCCCUACUUCUCCUUCAUGUGUGCGUGUGUGGUGCGCUGUGUAUGUGUGCUCUCCCCGUAUUUUUUGCGGUUUCGCAAAAAACACACAACCAGCGGCCUAUCAUAUGGGAGAAUGGAACCCGAAAAGAAGAACAGACCGUGGCCAGACCCAGAACGGGAGGGGAAGGGUAGGUUCCACAGGGGAUAGGUAGGUUGGAGCGGUGGGGAGGGAGCUAAUGUGCGCGCUUGUUCCUCGCAUCGCGCAAACCAUCUUUACCAGUCUCCGUUCUGCCGCUUGGUCUUGCGCGUUUGCGGGCUGUCGUUUUGGGCCAAACGACGACCACUCCGGCCUCCAUCUCUCUGUCUGUGUGUGUAGUAUUUAGUGUGUUGUACGUGCGCCACCCGAAAGCCGCACGGUGAACAGAGGCGCGCGCGCCCGGCGCAAUCGGUCCGUGGUUCGAUUUUGAAUAUCGCGUUCACUCGCUCGCGUUUUGUUCGUUGGGUUGCCGGUGCCGAAAACGGUUGUGUGGUAGCGCCCGCUUUGCUGCAGUUCAAUUUUCGCCCGUUUCGCGCGUUCGUCUGCGCAGUCGCCUUGCGCCACCUGAAAGGAAGAUCCGUGUGCGUGCGUGCGUCUGGUUGGGUAGAACACAUCCGGUAGAGCAGCUCGGUCCGGGACACAGUUGUCGUGGUGCGGCCGCAGAAGUCUGACAAACGGUUGGGCAAGGUAGGAACCAGCCGGCACGGACAGCGCAAGGAUAAUACGGCAUCAUGUGCAGCGUAUCGAUCAGUACACAACCCGUACCCGUACCGGGGCGUCCAGUGACGAAACUUCCGGCCCGCUGUGGCUGUGGCAUGUGAGGGAAGCUCGCUAGUGGCAAACGAACCAACACCGGGGUCAAGAUCGUGCUUUCAAGGGAAAAACGUGUAGUGCAUUGGGCAAACCAACUCCCCCACCCCCUGUCACUAAGUGUUGCUCACCCCCUUUUUUCCAGCAGUGGCAAGUCCACCGUCAUCCUCACCAUCGGACGAGAGAAAACAUACACCCUGAACGACAAUGUGAACGUCAAAACGCGCUGUCGGGCCGUUUGCACAGGGGAUGCAUUUGGAGUUUAUCUUGGUGAGAGGUGUGAUCUGGUCCAAUUUCCGGGUGUGUUUUGCCGGGAGUGUGUACCGGUGUGAGUGUGCUUGUGCGUGCAGUUAAGUGUUUCAAGUGUACCGCAGUGUGACCGUGCUAGUUGGCAAACGGCGGGUGCCGAUUCGAUUAACUGAACUGAAGUGCUGCAACAGGAAAGGAAACGAUUAAUUAUGCGUUUGGUACUGGUUGUGAUCUAUCUGAUACUGAUAAUGCCCAUCACCGGCCUGUGGAGAGCCGAAGGUAGCAAUGUGCUGCUCGACCCGGACCGGGUCUGCGAAAGCAAGCACCGGAAGUCGCAGCGGCUUUCGGGGAAGUUGGCCGACAUCUGCAAGAACGACACGUCGCUGAUGCGCGAGAUUCACCGUGGCAUCAGCCUCGGGUUUCGGGAAUGCGAGAACCAAUUCCGGCACAACAUGUGGAAUUGCUCCUGGACCAUCAAACGCAGCAUGCGCCGAAUUUUGGCCAAAGAUACCCGCGAAACCGCGUUCGUGCACGCGAUCACCGCCGCCGGCAUCACGUACGCGGUAACGAAGGCCUGCACGAUGGGCGACCUGCUCGAAUGUUCCUGCCAGAAGCACACGAAAUCGAAACCGGGCGACGAGGGUCGUCGGGGCGGACGGGGUGGCUUCAGGCCGGCCGGUGGUGGGAACCGUCGCCGUGUCGGUGGCAAUCGGGCCAACCAGAACCCGGGCCCGCAGAUUGCGCCCUAUCAGCAAAAUGUCAAUGCGAACCCGGCCUACAGCACACUGACAGCGGCCGAGAUUGCGCGCAAUGGUCGCGUCCAGGCAUCGGUACGCCGACCGAACGGACGGACCCAGCGCCAUUCACCGAAGGGUGGGACGGUGGCGGCCGGAGGGACCGUCCCUAGCGUGGGUCUGCCCAAGGAGCUUCCCACGAUACUCACGGGCCAGGAAGAGAAAUGGAAGUGGGGCGGUUGUGACGAUAAUGUGAAUUUCGGUGUCCGAAAAUCGAAAGACUUCCUGGACGCACGGUUGCGCAAGAAGAGUGACAUUAAGACGCUCGUCCGGCUGCACAACAAUGACGCGGGACGUUUGGCCGUCAAGCAGUUUAUGCGCAUGGAGUGUAAAUGUCACGGGCUGUCCGGAUCGUGCACGACCAAGACCUGCUGGAUGAAGUUGCCACCGUUCUCGGAGGUCGGGGCCCGGCUGAAGGAACACUUUGACGGUGCGACGAAGGUGAUCGCCCGGAACGAUGGACAUAGCUUCAUGCCGGACGAUGCGACGAUCAAGCUGCCGACCAAGCGCGACCUAGUGUACACCGAGGAUUCGGAUGACUUUUGCGAACCGAACGCCAAAACGGGCUCGCUCGGGACGCACGGACGGGAGUGCAACAUUACGUCGAGCGGUGUCGAUGGCUGCAGCCUGAUGUGCUGCAAGCGUGGCCAGUCCCACAGUCAGGUGGAGGUGAAGCGAAACUGUAACUGCAGCUUCAAAUGGUGCUGCGAGGUAACGUGCAGCACCUGCAUCGACAUUCAGGAUGUGUACACCUGCAAAUGAGCAGCCAGGAUUGGAUCAGGAGCUGGAUGUUAGAGACGAAUGUUCUUCUGUUUCUUUGGUUGUGCAAAGCAGCAAAUCUUUGAACAUGUGGUACAAGGGAGGAGAUAGAGAAACUCGGAGCCAGUAGUGAUCACAAUGACAACAGCAGGACAACUAACCUGUUUUACAAGCGAAGAUAUGAUCGAGGGAAUUGCUGAAGCUGGGCAUCAAAAGCUUCAAAGCAGAAUUGCUAAAGACUGAUGAAAAUAUUUGUGAAGUUUAAACAGAUAUGAGCGCACCACAUGUUACUAUCUAAUACAAAAAUCGUAAAGUGAUGGAGUUGCCACAAGUUGAUGCCACAAAAGGAUCAAAUGGAG
Anopheles stephensi (Asian malaria mosquito) is the source of this 3132-nucleotide messenger RNA. It is a transcript of the gene Wnt6, whose product is annotated as protein Wnt-6. The coding region runs from base 1430 to 2776 and encodes 448 amino acids. Gene Ontology annotation, biological process: multicellular organism development; canonical Wnt signaling pathway; neuron differentiation. Lineage: Eukaryota; Metazoa; Arthropoda; Insecta; Diptera; Culicidae. The transcript is spliced from 5 exons. Gene Ontology annotation, molecular function: frizzled binding; cytokine activity. The record is from RefSeq and is a predicted model, not a curated record. Gene Ontology annotation, cellular component: extracellular region.